CUUUCAGAAAAUUAACCAAAAACCCCAUUUAUAAAAAAUGAGAAACAAUUUCGUCCCUAUGAUUCUCUCCUUCUUCAUCACCUUCUUGAUGUUCUUAACUCCAUCAACCGCAGAACAAGAACCUUCAAUUCUAUCCCCUGUUGAUAAUUUCCUAAACCAAACAAGCUCAUACCUAGAUUUCACAGAAAAAUUCAACCAACCAAGAAUCGAGUUCACAACAUCAACAAUCAUAGCAGCUUUCCUCUCUUUCCUCGCUUCAUCCAUCUCAAGCGCCGGUGGAAUAGGCGGUGGAGGCUUAUACGUUCCGAUAAUGACAAUAGUGGCAGGUCUAGAUCUGAAAACAGCUUCAAGCUUCUCAGCUUUUAUGGUCACUGGUGGAUCUAUAGCUAACGUGGGAUGCAAUCUAUUCCUUAGAAACCCUAAAUCUGGUGGCAAAACACUAAUCGACUUCGAUUUGGCUCUUUUGUUGGAGCCAUGUAUGCUUCUUGGUGUUAGUAUUGGAGUGAUAUGUAAUCUUGUGUUUCCCAACUGGUUGAUUACUAUUCUCUUUGCCGUGUUUCUUGCGUGGUCCACGUUGAAGACUUUUGGAAAUGGAGUUUAUUAUUGGAGGUUGGAGUCAGAGAUGGCAAAGAUUAGAGAAUCGAGUCAAGAAGAGGAUAAGGAGGAGGAGAAGGUUGAGAGUUUGAAGUUGCCACUAUUGGAUUAUGAGAGACCAAAGAGGUUUCCAUGGAUGAAGCUUGGAGUUUUGGUGAUUAUUUGGUUAUCUUACUUUGCGGUUUAUCUUCUUCGUGGAAACAAAUAUGGCGAGGGAAUCAUAUCGAUAGAGCCAUGUGGAAUCACUUACUGGCUCCUUUCAUCGACUCAAAUACCACUUACUCUCUUCUUCACUCUUUGGAUUUGCUUCAGUGACAAUGUUCAAAGCCAACAGUCAUCAGCAUGUGCAAAGGAUGUAGAAGAUUUGAGACCAAACGAUGGAGCACAAUCGAACAAGUGUAUGUUUCCUGUAAUGGCUCUAUUAGCUGGAGUUUUGGGUGGUGUUUUCGGUAUUGGAGGUGGAAUGCUCAUUAGUCCUCUUCUUCUACAAGUCGGUAUAGCUCCCGAGGUAACUGCAGCAACAUGUUCUUUCAUGGUUCUGUUUUCAUCAACAAUGUCUGCGAUUCAAUACUUGUUACUAGGCAUGGAACAUACUGGAACCGCGAGCAUAUUCGCUGUUAUAUGUUUUGUAGCCUCACUCGUAGGACUAAAAGUGGUUCAAAAGGUUAUAACUGAGUAUGGAAGGGCUUCGAUCAUCGUGUUCUCGGUUGGUAUCGUCAUGGCAUUGAGCAUUGUGUUGAUGACAAGCUACGGAGCUCUUGAUGUUUGGAAUGACUAUGUCUCUGGUCGUUACAUGGGUUUCAAGUUACCAUGUUGAGACCAAAAAAGCAAAAAGUUUUGGUUUCUUUGGUUAAAUUUAUUUCACUAUAGAUGUGUAUAAUCAUAUCAUCAUGUUUUUGCUCUUUCAUUCGUAUGGUCAUUUAGAGGUUAAGAAAGCUCUCUAUUUCUUUCUUUUGUAUGAUUUUUAAAUCUGUAUUCAGAAUGCACAACUCGUGCAUUCGAAUAUAAUGAUCAAAAUAAGUUAUAUGUUGUUUAAUACCAAA
This is a messenger RNA of Capsella rubella, 1637 nucleotides long. Its product is annotated as sulfite exporter TauE/SafE family protein 2. The transcript is spliced from 4 exons. Bases 38 to 1411 code for a protein of 457 amino acids. Gene Ontology annotation, biological process: protein ubiquitination. Gene Ontology annotation, cellular component: membrane; Cul4A-RING E3 ubiquitin ligase complex. The record is from RefSeq and is a predicted model, not a curated record. NCBI's taxonomy places the organism in Eukaryota, Viridiplantae, Streptophyta, Magnoliopsida, Brassicales, Brassicaceae.